Messenger RNA from Helobdella robusta, 339 nucleotides. RefSeq lists its product as hypothetical. Lineage: Eukaryota; Metazoa; Annelida; Clitellata; Rhynchobdellida; Glossiphoniidae. The transcript has 4 exons. Gene Ontology annotation, biological process: tRNA processing. The annotation marks the transcript as partial. Gene Ontology annotation, cellular component: nucleolar ribonuclease P complex. The record is from RefSeq and is a predicted model, not a curated record.
AUGGCUGCUAACUGCGCCAAACGAGAUGCAUUUUUGCGCUUGAAUUUCAUUUUUCAGGCUGCUCACACUAUGUUGAAACAAACACCAAAAAACGACAAUUUGAUUAAAUUUUAUGGAGAUUUAUUUAAAAGCAUCUCAAAAAAGAAUGUAAUUAAAAUACAUCCAGAAAUAAAGCGCCAAUUCUGCAAGAAGUGUUCUAUGUUACUGAUCCCAGGAUUAUCAUGCUCCACUCGCAUACAAAAAUUAAAAAAGCAUAAACAAAAAGUUCAAGUGGUUGAAUGUUUGAGUUGCAAGACCACCAAAAACUUUAUUGUCAAUCCGUAUCAUCAAUUGUGGAUU